Molecule: messenger RNA, 4130 nt
Organism: Microtus oregoni (creeping vole)
Lineage: Eukaryota; Metazoa; Chordata; Mammalia; Rodentia; Cricetidae
Product: alkaline ceramidase 3
Exons: 11
Coding region: 81-884 (267 amino acids)
Biological process (GO): ceramide metabolic process; phytosphingosine biosynthetic process
Cellular component (GO): endoplasmic reticulum membrane
Source: RefSeq, a predicted model, not a curated record
CGGGAGGAGGGCGCCGGAGAGCGCGCGUUGCCUGAGCCGGCCCGGGAGCGGCCGAGCCGAGUGUGCUGGGCGUCGGCGCGAUGGCUCCGGCUGGGGACCGCGAAGGCUACUGGGGCCCCACGACCUCCACGUUGGACUGGUGUGAGGAGAACUAUGCGGUGACCCUGUUCGUCGCCGAGUUCUGGAAUACAGUGAGCAACCUGAUUAUGAUCAUACCUCCGAUCUUUGGCGCAGUUCAGAGCAUCAGGGAUGGACUGGAGAAGCGGUACAUUGCUGCUUACUUAGCGCUCACGGUGGUGGGGAUGGGCUCCUGGUGUUUCCACAUGACUCUGAAGUAUGAAAUGCAGCUGUUGGAUGAGCUCCCCAUGAUUUACAGCUGCUGUGUAUUUGUGUACUGCAUGUUUGAAUGUUUCAAGACAAAGAGCUCAGUAAACUACCAUCUGCUUUUUACCCUCGUCCUAUUCAGUUUAAUAGUAACCACGAUUUACCUAAAAGUAAAAGAGCCUAUAUUCCAUCAGGUCAUGUAUGGAAUGUUGGUCUUUACAUUAGUACUCCGUUCUAUUUAUAUUGUCACAUGGGUUUAUCCAUGGCUUAGAGGCCUGGGCUAUACGUCCUUGACUGUCUUUUUGUUGGGAUUUUUAUUGUGGAAUGUAGAUAACAUCUUCUGUGAUUCACUGAGGAACUUUCGAAAGAGAGCACCCCCUAUCCUUGGUGUCACGACACAGUUUCAUGCAUGGUGGCAUAUUUUAACUGGCCUGGGCUCUUAUCUUCACAUCCUUUUCAGUUUAUAUACAAGAACACUUUACCUGAGAUACAGGCCAAAAGUGAAGUUUCUCUUUGGGAUCUGGCCCAUGGUCAUGUUUGAACCUCAGAGGAAGCACUGAUGAAUUCUUCUAUCAAGGAAACAAAAGCAUCUGCUGUAGUUCUGGCAAGAUGGUCCAGAAGUCCCCAAAGACGUGCACAUUCAGACACCAUGCCCGUCACAAGAGCUGGAUGACUCAGCCGCACAGAAUGAGCAUCGGUUUGUUGACUGUUUAGCUCCUGGCUUUAUCUCAUUUGUCUGUGACCUAAGAUGCUUAUAGAGAAACUGAUGGGUGUAUAUUUAUAUUCUGGAGUGGGAGAAGUUGGGCGUUUCUUAACAGGUUAACAGUCUGUGCUGGUCAUUCAUGGAAAAAGCUAAUAUGUUAAUUAUACCUUUCCUAAUUGUUGAUUAAAUAUUGAACAAAGUCAUUAAGGACUGACAAAAUCCCAUUUCCAGAUGGUUGACUGUGAGCCAGUACUUAGGCUGUGUCAACUUUGAUUUAUAUUAUUAUAUUAACCUCACGUGGUUUUUUAAUGUUUAAAAAGGAAAAGAAAGCCCUGGCUGUAGCUGCCUGGAUAGCCCCUCACUAUCUGCCUUGGUGCUAGCUGGACCGCCGUAAGCAGACUCCGACCUGCCAGUGCGUGGGCUCUGUUCUCACCCCACCAGUUUGUUUCGGGCUCUGGCCCACAGCCAGUCAAGGGGCCGGCCGUCUGUCAUCCGGUUGGGAGUUCCUUCAGGGCUCCUGUCUUUCACCAGUUAAAGUCUGUUGUUUUGCUUUCUUUGAUUUUCAAGUUAUUAUUAUUUUUGCGUCUAGCAAAUUUAACUGGUGAUCUGGCCUACCCAUUUUCUGUAUGACAGCAUAGUUUAAAUGAAGUUACCAGGGAAAGUUGGACGUUUUUUACUUCUUGCAUUGUGCAGUAUUUUCCAGUUCUCAGAGAGGUCAUGGCUAUACCCAGACACCUGUGUCAGGUUAACCCUGUUUUGCAUAAAGCUUAUUAAAGUAUUUGCUCCUUCAUUUUUUGAGGAGAAGAAAUACAAGUAUUAAAACAGUACUGACUUGUAACUUCUGCAGCAUCUAAAAUUUUAAAAGUCAGUAAUAGCAGUCAAGUCUCAUGGGGAGGCAGAUAGGUCUAAUCUGAGUGUCAGGAAAUUGAAUUGAUUGUCACAAAAAUAAAUGAAAGGUCAUGUAUCUAUUGAUUGCAUCCUGAGCUAAGGCUUCAAAGGAAAAGUAGGGGUUUUUUCUCAUGCAAAAUUGAUAAAAACAACUUUCCCAUUUUUCCAAUAGUCAUUAAGAAGCCUUAGCCUGGCAGGGUGAUGCGCGCCAUUAACCCCAGCACUCGGGAGGCAGAGGCAGGCGGAUCUCUGUGAGUUUAAGGCUAGCCUGGCCUACAUAGUUCCAGAACACCUUCAAGGUGAGAUCUCAAACAAACAAAAAGCAUUUGGUUUAUUAGGUAGUCUCGGUACAUUUUAAAGACCAACAUUAAACAAACACACCUUUUAUAAAAGCAAGACAUGCCAAAACAUAAUUUGAGAGAACCUCAGUUGUACUGUCGCUGUAGGCAUGAGUCAGAGUCCAGAGUGCACCCGCUGAGAUGCCCAGGUUCCUGUGUACUUGGAUAGUGAUGGAAAUAGAGAUCUUUCACUAGGAAUGGGACUGGCAAAGGUCCUUGGUCAGCAGAGCCUCCAUCUUUCUUGGCAAUUAGAGAGGUAGAGCUUAUUUUAAAGCAUACUAUUUUGUUAUGCAUAUACCAAAUUUGGAGAGGUUUCCAGUCUUCCUUGGGGUUGCUUUUUGUUUGUUUGCCUCUAGAACUUCCUGUUCGCCUACCUCACUUUACCCCAUCCUCAGAGCUGUGGUCCCAAAACACUUUCCGAGGGGCUAAAGGAUAAUAGUCUAUUUUGUGUAAAUCUGUGCUGAUGAGGAGUGUAAUCCUUGCCAAAGAGAGACCACAAAGCUCUCUUCCUGUUGUUUCUGUUGGUUGGAGAGGAGGCUUUGGAGUUUUUGUUGUGGGGGUUGACUUGAAUCCCUUUAUCAUAAUGAGCUAAGUUUGAAACUGUCAUAUCCUAGAAGAUACAAAUUGUACAGGACUAAAAAUGCAAGAAUUUGAGCUGAAGAGAUGGUGUAGCAGUUGAGAGCACUAAUUGCUCUUGCAGGGGACCUGGGUCUGAUUGCACCCACAUGGUAGCUCACAACCUCCAUCACUGCAGUUCCUACGGCUCUAGCGACCUCUUUUGGCAUCUGCAAGCCCCAGACACACACAUGGUACACAUACAAGCAGAACAUCCAUACACCUAAAGUAAUAAAUCUCUGAAAAGUUGUCAGUGCAAGAACAUUAUGAUUAUACCAGAAGUAGCCCCAGGAAGGACCUGAGUCAGGAAAACCAAAGCUAUGCUUGUGUAAAUUGUUCUGGGUAUGGUCCUUUAGACUGCUAAAAAACAAAGCAAAACAAAAUCACAUACACACACAAACAAACAAACAAAAAAUCCCAACUGAUGGUUAUAUAUUGAGAUCAUGGUAAAAUACAAAAAAAAAAAAAAAAUUAGGAAAAAAUCCAGUAGUAGAAUGGAUUAAAGGAAAGAUACUAUGGGUUGUAACCAGAGUACCAACAGUGCCAAAAGAAAAAUAAUGAAAAAAAGCAAAGCAUACGGUUGUAAUUACUGAUAGAUUUGUAAUAGAGUUUAUCUUUGCCUUUAAGAAGUGAAAGCAUCCCGUUUGUUGUCUGAAGAGAUCCUUUAAGUCCUUCAGCCUUUUCAUAGCUAGGAGUAGGUGCUUGUCUUCAAGGUGUUCUUGAGGCUGUGGAGACACUGGUGCCACUUCCUUAGAAUGACCCCCACAGGCUGUAUCCGGUCUCCACACAUCUAGUGCCCACCUUUAACAGCUUUAAUGCCUAUCAGGUGCAGUCUGUUGUCUCUGCCGAGGUCGCCAGAGAAGUAAGUCUGCAGCAGUGCACUGAGUUCUAACCACAAUACGGGAGACUGUUUUGGUAAGGCUUAAUAAUAUGUCCUUUUUAUUACACAGAGUAAGUAUACCCAGUCUGAUGUUACUGCUUGGUGAUACUGUAACUUCUAUAAUUUUCGUUAUGGAAAGGAAGUUCAAGUUAAAGCUCUUUGGCAAAUUUGUGCGUCAUUCUAGAUGUAUCUCAGCCUCACUUGGAAGUCUUACAUCCAUCACUGUACAGUAGGAGCACUCUUAUAGGAGGAGCCAGUCCAACAGAAUUCUCAACACAGCGUCCAAAGAAUUGGGUCAAAAUAAAGCAUUUUGAUGCUGUUUUAUUUUUGUUACCCUUGACCUUUUUUAAAAAUUAAAAUAAAGUUUUAAUUUUUUCCAGUA